AUGUCCUGCAAUUCGAUUUCGCUCUCCUUUCUUCAGAGCACUUGGGUAUCCUCCCCAGACCAGAAGCUUAUCAAUGCGGGCCGCCCCAAUUUAGUGCCUAGGCUUGCUCGCCACCCUCAACGGCUCGCCGUUGAAGCCAAGUCCAGUACCCGGACAGACGACAGGGUUGCUCGCCAUUCACGCAUCCGUAAGAAGAUUGAAGGGACACCAGAAAGGCCGAGAUUAUGUGUUUUCCGGUCCAACAAGCACCUUUAUGUCCAGGUCAUUGAUGACUCAAAGAUGCACACACUUGCCUCGGCCUCUACUAUGCAAAAACCCAUUUCCGAGGAGUUUGACUACAGCUCUGGUCCAACUAUUGAGGUUGCCAAACGAGUUGGUGAAGUUAUCGCAAAAUCAUGCCUUGAAAAAGGAAUAACGAAGGUGGCCUUUGACCGAGGUGGUUACCUCUACCAUGGGCGGAUAGCGGCCCUUGCUGACUCUGCCCGGGAGAAUGGUUUGGAGUUUUAA
Molecule: messenger RNA, 507 nt
Organism: Striga hermonthica
Lineage: Eukaryota; Viridiplantae; Streptophyta; Magnoliopsida; Lamiales; Orobanchaceae
Source: the annotation of a GenBank genome assembly